UGUAUCCAGUCUAUUGGUUGUCCCAGGUGAACGCCCCGCUGGAACGACCAAUCGCCUUGCCAUGCCCCCUCCCCCGACCGCCCUAUUCGCCAUCUUAACACAGGGCAUUCCCGACAGCUGCAGGCACCAGUGAAGCGUCUAAGGGACCAUCUUGGUUGAGGGCGGAAGUGAGGACUGUGUCGCCCCAGAGGAACCCACAGAUUCUCCCCGACCCACGUGGAAGCGGCGCUCAAGAUGCUGCGCCGCGAGGCCCGCCUGCGCCGCGAGUACCUGUACCGCAAGGCCCGGGAGGAGGCGCAGCGCUCAGCCCAGGAGAGGAAGGAGCGGCUGAGGCACGCGCUCGAAGAAAACCACCUGAUUCCCACUGAGUUACGCCAAGAGGCUCUGGCCUUACAGGGCUCCCUGGAGUUUGAUGAUGCAGGAGGUGAAGGUGUGACCAGCCAUGUGGAUGAUGAAUACCGAUGGGCAGGAGUCGAGGAUCCCAAGGUUAUGAUCACUACCUCCCGAGACCCCAGUUCCCGCCUCAAGAUGUUUGCAAAGGAGCUGAAGCUGGUGUUCCCAGGCGCCCAGCGAAUGAACCGAGGUCGACAUGAAGUGGGGGCACUGGUGCGAGCCUGCAAAGCCAACGGCGUCACCGAUCUGCUGGUUGUUCAUGAGCAUCGGGGCACACCUGUGGGGCUCAUCGUCAGCCACCUGCCCUUUGGCCCUACUGCCUACUUCACGCUGUGCAACGUGGUCAUGCGGCAUGACAUCCCAGACCUGGGCACCAUGUCGGAGGCCAAGCCCCACCUCAUCACACAUGGCUUCUCUUCCCGCCUGGGCAAGCGGGUCUCUGACAUCCUCCGAUACCUAUUUCCCAUGCCCAAAGAUGACAGCCACCGGGUCAUCACCUUCGCAAACCAGGACAACUACAUAUCAUUCCGGCACCACGUGUACAAGAAGAUAGACCACCGCAACGUGGAGCUCACUGAGGUCGGGCCCCGCUUUGAGCUGAAGCUGUACAUGAUCCGCCUGGGCAUGCUGGAGCAGGAGGCCACAGCAGACGUGGAGUGGCGCUGGCACCCUUACACCAAUACUGCACGCAAGAGGGUCUUCCUGAGCGCCGAGUGAGCCCACUCACCACUCAGUCAGGACGAGGACUUGGAACUCAGGAUGGGGCUGUCACAGACAGGCCUGCCAAGCUGGGAUGUGGAACUGUGGUCGGUGGAGAGGUCUGAAUAAACCGUCUGCGUCAUGGCCCCGCCUGCCUCUGAGUGGUCAGGCCAGGUCUGCAGGCCAAAGUCCACUGGGGUCCCUUUGGGUGGGGACCUGACGGCUGUGGGACGUGCUUGGGCCUGGAGUCAGUGUGGGGGUUAUCAUGGUCAGAUAUUUGAUGCUGACAUCUCCUCAAGAGUCAGGGUCCUGUGAGCUCUUCAGCAGGUAGAUGUGGGUAGCAGGGCCAGUCCGUGUCAUGGGCAGCCCACCAACUUAACUCACUGAGUGGGAGCCGCCAGCGCAGAGGCGACAGGCCAAACCCGGUGCUCAGCGGCUGAUUCCUCGUGUGAGUGGCAUCAUGUGGUGUUUGUCCUGUGUCUGGCUUAUUUCUAUUAACAUAAUGUCCUCCGGCUUCCUCCAUGUUAUUGCAAAUAAUAGGAUUUUUUUGUAAAAAACAUAUAUGCCAUAUUUUCUUACCGAUCCAUCCACCAACAGACACUUAGACAUUUUCAUAGUUUGGCAGUUGUGGAAAUGCUGCAGUAAUCAUGGGAGUAUAGCUAUCUUUUCAAGAUAAUGAUUUCAUCUCCUUUUUAUACGUAUACCCAGAAGUGGGAUUGCUGCAUCAAAUGCUGGUUAUUUUUAACUUUUUGAGGAACCUCCAUACUGCUUUCCAUAAAGGCUGUACUAAUUUCCAUUUCCACCAGCAGUUCACUAGGGUUCCCUUUUCUCCACAUCCUUGCCAACAUUUUUUAUCUUGUGUUUUUUAAUAACAGCCAUCCUAAUAGGUAUGAGGUGAUCUCGCAUUGCGGUUUUGAUUUGCAUUUCCCUAACAGUUGGUGAUACUGAGCAUUUUUGCAUAUACUAGGUUGUUUGUUCUUUGUUGUUGACUUGAGUCCCUUAUAUAAUUUGGAUACUGCUGUGGCCUGAAUGUUUGUGUCCCCCAGAAAUUCAUGUAGUGAAAUCUCAUCCCUAUGGUCAACAGUUUAGGGAAGCGAUUAGGUCAUGAGGACUCUGCCCUCGUGCAUAGAAUUAGUGCUCUUAUAAAAGAUGGCCGCGGGAGCUCUUUUGCCCCUCCUGCCAUGUGAGGACACAGCUAGAAGCUACCGUCUGUGAACCAGGAAGACCCCCUCCCCAGACAUUGAAUCUGCUGGAGCUACCAUCUUGGACUUCCCAGCCUCCAGAGCUGCGAGAAAUAAAUGUCUGUUGUUUAAGCUA
Molecule: messenger RNA, 2409 nt
Organism: Rhinopithecus roxellana (golden snub-nosed monkey)
Lineage: Eukaryota; Metazoa; Chordata; Mammalia; Primates; Cercopithecidae
Product: U3 small nucleolar ribonucleoprotein protein IMP4-like
Exons: 9
Coding region: 235-1110 (291 amino acids)
Biological process (GO): rRNA processing
Cellular component (GO): Mpp10 complex; nucleolus; small-subunit processome
Molecular function (GO): rRNA primary transcript binding; snoRNA binding
Source: RefSeq, a predicted model, not a curated record